AUGUGCGAUGUAUGCCUGGGCAUGGGAUUCGAAUGCCACUAUCGAGAUCCAGUCCACCCCCAAGCUCGUGCGCCCGACACUCCCUUGGUCAGUCCGUUGGAAGGCCGCCUGGAAGCAAUGGAAGCCGUAAUCCAACAUCUGCUUUCCAGAUCAAAUGAGCCGCAACUGCCAGAUACUCCAUGGACCGAUUCCGCUUCCGCUGCGGCUACAGCAGAGGUGCAUCCCUUUACCUCUGACAGCGUCGACGGAAUGUGUGCCAUAACCUUUGCUGGCGAAUACGUGCCCGGAUACUUUGGACCGACGUCCAGCUCGUCGUUCUUCAAGAAUAUCAUCGACGCGACGAGGGAAAUCCACUCUGGCGCCGACCCUCGAGCCAGGCGCCCGCCAAUAUCAAAGCCACCGUCUCCUCCGCCUGAAGCAAGUCCAGACGGCCAAAGCACCAGCUCUCUUGCAGCCGCGGUUGUGAACCCUUUCUACCUUCCCCAGCAUCAAGAGGUAGUAACCCUCCUGGAAGUCUUCUUCACCAACACCGGGAGACUGUUUCCAUACCUGUAUUCCUCAGCCAUCUUCGACCUCAAUGCCGUCUCAAGACCAAUAGACCCGGCCAAGGCCAACCGGGCGUAUCUCUGCAUCCUGAAUAUGGUCAUGGCCUUUGCAUCAAUCCAUACCCCGUCCAGGUCAACGAGCAUUGUUGAUAAACUAUCGCAGGGGAAUGCCUAUUUCCGUAGAGCCCUCUACAUGUUAGGUGGAAUGCGGCCUACUGAUGCGACACUGGAAUCAGUGCAGGCCACGUUACUAGUGGCCCAGUACGUGCAAGGUACACAGCGCUCGGCUCAGACAUGGACGAUUACCAGCUCUGCCAUCCAGGGCGCCCUACAGAUCGGGCUCUGGAGACAUCCCUCCGCAAAUGGCCUCCGAGUCGGCUCCUUGGAAGCUGAAGUCCGAAGGCGGACUUGGUGGAUGUGCUAUAUGAUGGACAAUAUGACCUUCGGCCGCCCGCCCCUGAUCCCCAAUGGUCAUAUGGAGUGUGAGCUACCUCUCGACGUUCCUUUAAAGGCACUCGCCCUGGAUGAUGGAAGUCCCGGUAGUAGUGGACCGGCUUCUGCUUCUGCUUCAGCAGUAUCUGGAGAAAGGCUGUUUCUGGAGACUUCGAAACUCAACAUAAUCCUAGGCCAGGUGAUAGAAAAUCUAUACAGAAGCAAUCUAGAAGCCGGCCCCUCCACUUCCCUGGUCAACCAACUGCAUCAAGUCAUCGACAUAGACCAGCAAUUGGCGCAAUGGAAUCUCGGCCUCCCACCCGGCCUGGAGAUCCUUGGUGGCUUCGAAGUUGUGGAGCUGCCUCUUGAUUCAAGAUCUGAAUUGCUGAGAUUCCGAGUAGUCCUCAGUCUGCGCUAUCACAGCCUAAGCACCUUGCUCCACCGGAAGGUCCUGGAGUGGCUUUUGGUGUGUCCUAGCUCGACACUGUCAGGGCCCAGCUUGACCGACUUCUCCUGGACAAUCAUCAAGGGCAGUAUUGACAUAUGUAGCCGAUCCGCACGGGAUACUAUCCUCGUUGUUGCCAGCCUCGCAGACCACCACAUCCUGCUCCCGAUCUGGUGGUACUCUGUCUACUACGUGCUCAAUGCCUCCCUGGUCCUAUUCGCGUCUUUCCUACUAUCAAUGCGCGGCCUCCCCGUGCGGUCGUCGUGCACCCGCAACGAUAUCCUAGACAGUCUGAAGACGGCUUACGACACGCUCGAGGCCAUCGGGUCAGGCACCUGGAUUGUUCUGAGAUGCAGGAAACUGCUGCACAAGCUUCUGUCGAUUGUGGAAGCAUAUGUCCAGCGCCAUGGGGAUGCAGAGGGCGGACUAGAGGACUUUCAAGCCGUCCAGGCUCAGCCGGGCUCUGUGGCUUUCCCGCUGUCGAUCUUUGAUUGGAACGCGGUUCCAAUGGACGAGGGAUUCAGGGUUAAUCUGGACCAUUUGGCAUUUGGUGAGGAUGGGACGGCGCUGGAACUGCCUAUUGAAUUCUAG
Aspergillus puulaauensis is the source of this 2013-nucleotide messenger RNA. RefSeq names its product fungal specific transcription factor domain-containing protein. The transcript is spliced from 6 exons. Bases 1 to 2013 code for a protein of 670 amino acids. The record is from RefSeq and is a predicted model, not a curated record. Gene Ontology annotation, biological process: DNA-templated transcription; positive regulation of transcription from RNA polymerase II promoter by galactose. Gene Ontology annotation, cellular component: nucleus. Gene Ontology annotation, molecular function: zinc ion binding; RNA polymerase II cis-regulatory region sequence-specific DNA binding; DNA-binding transcription factor activity, RNA polymerase II-specific. NCBI's taxonomy places the organism in Eukaryota, Fungi, Ascomycota, Eurotiomycetes, Eurotiales, Aspergillaceae.